Symbiodinium sp. CCMP2456 is the source of this 714-nucleotide messenger RNA. NCBI's taxonomy places the organism in Eukaryota, Dinophyceae, Suessiales, Symbiodiniaceae. The record is from the annotation of a GenBank genome assembly.
GACCCCAACAACUGGUAUUUCGUGGAUGCUUCCGAGAAAAGAAGCACCUUCAAGUUGGGUGCUAAGACUUGGCUCGCCUGCAGCCCAGACCGGAACCACUACAGCCACUUCGUCAAAGACGGAGGCCAGUGCGUCUUCGUAGAAGCUUGGUCGUGGGCCGAGGUGGAAGCGUGCCGUCUAUGGCUUGAGACUCAAGUUGACGAGGAGGCAAUGUGCCAAAGAUUCCAGCAGGUCGGAGGUGCUCUGCGCACCCUUCUGGCUGACAAGGCGAUCUACAACCAUGCCGUCGAGCUGCAGAGGGCCGAGGCAAAGGACUGGGUGACCGUGGAACGUGCAUUUGCAGGUGAUUUGAGCACCUUCGAAGAGAAGAAGAUGCCUACCAGGCUCUUCACGUUCCGCAGCGUGGAUGGGAUCUUAUACAAUGUCUCCGUUUGCUCUCCCGGUGCUGCCGCACUGCUUGUCGAGAAGCACUAUGUCAAGCUCGUGCCGCUGUGGUCCGAUACAAGCACCCCAAGGUCGAGGUAUUGGCUGGAUGACUGUGUAGGCCCGUUUUUGACAAAGCUUUGGCCCAAAAAGGGGCUUGUCGCCUUUGAAGUCACCAAUGUGGCAAAUGCAGCUGCGAAGAGGGCGCAAUGGAACCGCACCCCGGGCAACAAUUUGGAGGUUGAGAAGGGUUUGCAGCUUCUGGAAUUCGACACCGAUAACCGCUUUGAU